GUUAUAUUUAUGUUUUAUUUAUUUAUUAAAUAAUCUAUUAUUAUUAUAUCAGUUACUUUCAUAGAUAAGAAAAUUCCAAGUUAUAUUAUCAAACACAAGCAAUUCAAAUGAAUAUAGCAAAGAAAAUGGCAGCCAAAUUCAAAUUAGCUUUGGUUCAACUGCAUGUCACAGCAGAUAAAAAGAGUAAUGUGGAAAGAGCUUUGAAGUUGAUUGAAACUGCAAAGUGCAAUGGUGCAAAAUUAGUCGCUUUACCAGAAUGUUUUAAUUCUCCUUAUGGCACAGUCACUUAUUGUGCUGAUAUCGGCAUUGUUAUGAUUCACUCAACUUAG
Messenger RNA from Ctenocephalides felis (cat flea), 329 nucleotides. Its product is annotated as omega-amidase NIT2-A-like. Gene Ontology annotation, molecular function: omega-amidase activity. Bases 108 to 329 code for a protein of 73 amino acids. NCBI's taxonomy places the organism in Eukaryota, Metazoa, Arthropoda, Insecta, Siphonaptera, Pulicidae. The record is from RefSeq and is a predicted model, not a curated record. Gene Ontology annotation, biological process: L-glutamine metabolic process; oxaloacetate metabolic process. The transcript has 3 exons. Gene Ontology annotation, cellular component: mitochondrion.